This is a messenger RNA of Fusarium venenatum, 555 nucleotides long. NCBI's taxonomy places the organism in Eukaryota, Fungi, Ascomycota, Sordariomycetes, Hypocreales, Nectriaceae. The record is from RefSeq and is a predicted model, not a curated record.
AUGACUUAUCACUGUCCCGACUGUGACAGACUCUUCUACUCAGGGAGGAAAGCUCGCGACCAGCACUACACGUGCAGUGACUGCUUCGAUGAUAAGUAUGACCGCUGCGAACACAUAAACCUGCAAAUGCACUGGUGUAGGAACGUGCCAGAGUGUAUGCUGUGUUGUUUUCGCUCUGUGAUUAAAACAGAGAUAACGAAGCAUGAGAUUGAGCAUCAUAAUUAUUGUGCUGACUGUAAGCGUCAGUUUUCAAAUCUGAAUUGUAUCCGACAGGACAAGACGUACGACAUCAACCCCCGACUAGCAUGGAACCACUGGGCAAAAGCCUACGAAUGCUAUCUAUGCCACAAGCUUCAUUCUUCGCUACAUGGCUUGAAGUUGCAUCUCGAAUCACCACUGUAUCAUUGUUUGAAUUCAACUUGCCUAAGGGAGUUUACCACGUUGGCGGCACCUAUCAAUCAUCUUGAGAGCGAGACCUGCAAGAUUAUGCGAUUCCAGCAGGUGCAGAGGAAUAUUGCGACCAUUGUUGAUUCUAAUCGGAUGAUUUCCAACUAG